AUGAACAACCCCGACCCCACCCAAUACGACCAACUCUACGGCUAUGCCCAGAGUCCGGCGCGCCUCACCAAUUCGGAGAUCACGACGUUGACCGCCUUUCCCACAAUUCAGCAUGCUCCGACCGAGUACACGGCGGUCCCGACCAACUAUGACAUCUACCGCUAUCCCUACAAUUACUACAUCCAGACGGAUCAGCCGGUGUCGUCGGGGGCGAGCAGUGUGGCGAUUGUGGCGAGUCAAGUGCCGCAUCAGGUGUACAACGAAUUCGGGGGCAGUUCGAGCAGUUUUCGGAACGAAUACCAAAUCGCGCAAGGAGAGCAUGGGCUGGUCAAGGUGGAGGUGAAAAACGAAAAGGAUGGUGGGUAUUUUUGGAGGGGAAAAUGAAGCACUAGGCCUUCCGAAAAGUCGCUGAAAUUAUUUUUAGUGUUUGCACUGUGCAGAAAAUUCAGGGUGAGAGUGACAGCCCAGAAAAGUCUAUUGCACGGUGCAAAAUGCAAGAAAUUGCAGAGUGCAAAGAAAAAUUUUGUUUUCGAAUAGUGCAUGCCGCAAAAAUCACUUCAUUGACUUUGUGAAAGGCCUAGUAAAAAGGCUGUAAAACCAGCUUGGGGCUACAAGUCCUUCUGGAAAGUCGCCGGACUUUUUGCACCGUGCAAUAGACUUUUUUCGGCUGUCGCUCGCACUCUGAUAUUUUCUGCACAGUUCACGUCGCCGAAAUCACUCCAGCGAUUUUCCGGAAGGCCUAGUCCAUAAAGUCCGUAGAAUUUUUUUUGGCGACGUACCGGGUGCGUUCGCCGAAAGUGCAUGUCGCUAGUGCAAAUUCACAGCUUCCCGUGCGAAAAAAAGAAGAAAACGCACUGUGUAAAAUUCUACGGACUUAUGGCGCGACUAGUAUGGCCACACAGACAUUAUUUUUUGAGAUCGAAGUUUUUAAAAAUCUAAAAAAAAAUAUUUUUCUUUUUUUUUUGAUUUUCCACAAAAAUAGCUUUAAUUUUGCCCGAAAUUGCCACAGGCAAUAUUUAAAAAUGAUUUUGGUUUUAAACUUUCUGUAAUAUUCCAACUGCUCGACCAAAAUUUUCGUUGUUUUCCCAGAGAAAAUGGGAAAAAAAAUUUAUUUCGCAAAUUUUCGACAAAAAAUGAUGAUAUAUUUUUCAAUUUUCAAGUUCAAAAAGCCCAGUAUUCUGCUUCAGACGUCUCCCUUGGCUCAGUUCACAAUCCAAACGAUCGAAAUACCCCAUCGGACUCGAGCAUUCUCAACCUCACGGACCAUGAGCAGAGUAGUGAAAGUGCUCCAACCACCUCAACUGGAAAGCGAUGUAAGUGCAAGUAUAUUGGAUGAAAUGCAGGCCUUUGCAAUUCGCAAAAUGUAGAGUGGUAUAUUUCAGGACAUCUGCGAGAUCUUUAAGUUUUAUUUUGCUCAAAGUUUUCAGAUUUUUUGGCCAAAAAUGGGCAAAAAAUGCCAAUUUUUUCUGAUUUUCAGUUUGAAAAAUUUUUUUGUCUAGCGUAAUUUUUCUUUUGCAAAAAAAUGUCCACUCACUUUAUGAAAAUACUAAUAUAUAGUAGUAAUUUCCCUUUCAUUUUUCAGCCAAAUUCUCGCAAGACCGGCGAAAAGCCGCCACACUGCGCGAACGCCGACGUCUGCGCAAAGUGAACGAAGCCUUCGAGCUGGUCAAGCAGCGCACUUGCACUAAUCCCAACCAAAGACUCCCCAAGGUCGAGAUCCUGCGCGGCUGCAUCGACUACAUAAACAAAUUGGAGGGAAUGCUCCAGGCCCAAGGCAAAAUGACCACCAUUAUGGCGAGGAAUGCCGGAAUCCCCAUUGAUGGUGAGGAAUUGAACGAUUUUUUGAUGGAAAAAUUUGGAAAAAUCGAAAAAAUGUGGAUUGAUCUUUUAAGAGAAAAAAUGAAUUAUCUCAAAAUUGGCAGAAAAAUAGGCGAUUUUUUGGCGGAAAAAAUAGAAAAAAAAAUAUUUUUUUGCGAAAAAUUCGAAAAAUUCAAAAAAUUAUUGAUCGAUUUCUUGGAAGAAAAAAUUGGAAAAAGUAUUUUUUUACAAAAAAUAAGCCAUUUUUUGAUGGAAAUUUUUUUUAAAUGUGAUUUAAAAGCGGAAAAAUUUUGAAAAAUUAUAAAAAAAUGGGGAUCGAUUUUUUUGAGGAGAAAUUAGGAAAAAAAUUUGGAUGAAAAAUAAGCGAUUUUUUGGUGGAAAAAUCGGAAAAUAAAAAAAAAAAUUUUAGGAAAAGAAUGCGAUUUUUUGAUUGAUUUUUUAAUGUGAUUUUAACGCGAAAAAUUUUGAAACAAUCGGAAAAAUGUAGACCAAUUUUUUCACGGAAAAAUUGAAAAAAGUUUUUGAUGGAAAAAAUUAAAAAAACUUUUUUUUAUCAAAAGGUUAGUAAAAAUAGCAAAUUCAGGGACCUCUGGCUCGUUUUUCCUCACUGACCCGUAUGGCCAACAACAGCAUAUUGAGCUAGAGCCGCAUAUCCACGAUCAUCAACAUAGUCAUCCUAGGGCGAUGGAAGAGGUCCCCAAAUAUGCGAAACAGUCGAGGCAACGGGUCCAAAGCAUCCCGGACACCAUUGGCGCCACUCCGGCCAAGCGGCCGAAAACAAAAUCUCAGUCAAAGUAAGGGGCCUUUUGCAAACCAAAAUUUUCGAAAUUUGAAUAUUUAAAUUUUAAUUUAAGUUCAUGAAAUUUUGACGAUGAAAUUUUUAAGACGAAAUUUUAUAUAUUCAAAUAAUAAAAUUUCAAAAUCUUCAAAAAAAAUUUUUAAUUAAAUUUUAAAAUUUGAAUAUUCAAAUUUUUUACCCCAAAAAUACCUUAAAUCACACUGAAAUUUUUUUUUCAGAGCCCACGAAUUAACUCCUCAACCUCAAGCCAGUCAAGUCAUCGAAUCUCAAGGCAAGCCGGACCUUGCUUCCCAUUCUCAACUCCCAAAGAAAAAGGAUUAA
Bursaphelenchus xylophilus (pine wood nematode) is the source of this 2938-nucleotide messenger RNA. The record is from the annotation of a GenBank genome assembly. Lineage: Eukaryota; Metazoa; Nematoda; Chromadorea; Rhabditida; Aphelenchoididae.